Messenger RNA from Chenopodium quinoa (quinoa), 826 nucleotides. RefSeq names its product ribulose bisphosphate carboxylase small chain 1, chloroplastic-like. NCBI's taxonomy places the organism in Eukaryota, Viridiplantae, Streptophyta, Magnoliopsida, Caryophyllales, Amaranthaceae. The transcript is spliced from 3 exons. Bases 66 to 605 code for a protein of 179 amino acids. The record is from RefSeq and is a predicted model, not a curated record.
GGUUGUAACAAGAAAAAGAAUUUGUAAUAGUAGUAAGUAAAAGAGUAGUGAAUUAGUGUUACAAAAUGGCUUCCUCCGUUAUCUCAUCCACCGCAGUUGCCGCCGUCCGUGCCCCGGCUCAAGCCAGCAUGGUGGCUCCUUUCAACGGCUUGAAGUCAACCGUUGCCUUCCCCGUCACCAAGAAGAAUGAUGACAUUACCUCCCUUGCUAGCAACGGUGGAAGAGUCCAAUGCAUGCAGGUAUGGCCACCAGUUGGCAAGAAGAAGUUCGAGACCUUGUCUUACCUUCCACCACUCACCACUGAGUCUUUGCUUAGUGAAGUUCAAUACCUUCUUAACAAGGGUUGGGUUCCUUGCUUAGAAUUCGAGCUUGAGCACGGAUUUGUGUACCGUGAGAACCACAGGUCACCAGGAUACUAUGAUGGGCGAUAUUGGACCAUGUGGAAGUUGCCUAUGUUCGGUUGCACUGACCCGACCCAGGUUGUUAACGAGCUCGAGGAAGCCAAGAAGGCUUACCCCAACGCCUUCAUCAGAAUCAUUGGAUUCGACAGCUACCGUCAAGUGCAAUGCAUCAGUUUCAUUGCCUACAAGCCUGCAGGCUACUAAAUUUAAAAUCAAGAAUGUUUUGUGCAUUAUAUUGAUGAUCAAGUGUAGUUAGAACUCGAUGUUUUAUUUCUUGUUGAAAACACUUAUUGUUUUUUUUUUUUCCCCUUCUUAAGUUCGUUGAUGUCUUUUCGGAUGUUUGAAUGAAAUGGGAAUGUUGAGCAUUGUACUCUAUAAUAAUAGCUUUGUCCCUAACAAUUAUAUAUUUACAACUUCUUCCAAUU